CCCGCAGGAGGCGAGAUGAAUCACCCCGGUUUUUUUUUGUGAGGACGAAAUAAAUAUGAAGGCAAUCACGGGCUCCCUAUAAGAAGUCAUCCACCACCACAAGUCACAACGAGGAGCCCUGCACUCAUACGAACAUCGAUCCACUCGAUAUGAACAUCAAGGUGGUUUAUGGCAUCAUGGUCGUCUCCAUGCUGGUGUCUCGCAGUCCGUCGUACGCGUGGUACAAACAGGUGUCCGGUCCGAGCUACUACUCGGUGGGCCGGGCGUCGGGCUUGCUGUCCGGAAUCCUGAGGUCCCCUUACAUAAGGAGAGCCGAGCCUGAACUGUCCGACAGCGCAGAGACGACGGAAAACGCGGUACUCUCUGAAUCCAGUCGUCAGAACUUUAUCCUCAAGUCCAUGCCUGUCUGCAUCAAAGAGGUCACGCCAAACCUGAAAAACUGCGAACUCUACGAGAAGGUCAAGGGGAUUUUCAAGUGCAAGGCGGAGGUGUACCUUUCUCUGGAUUCCUUGGAUUGUAUGGAGGACUAGUGGUUUCGUCCGGAAAACAUCCAUGGUGGCCUGUGGGUGCAUGGUGCCUCACAAUCUUUAACUCAUCACCUCCACGCUGUACAAGUUAGGCCUACCUACUGUAUGGCUCAACAUUUCACAAUAACCAUUUGGCUUAAUUUUUGUAUGAAAUGUAUACCAUUGUAAAUAUGUUAUCCAAGUUUACCAAAUAAAUCAUAUUGCA
Messenger RNA from Gadus macrocephalus (Pacific cod), 732 nucleotides. RefSeq names its product neuropeptide B-like. Lineage: Eukaryota; Metazoa; Chordata; Actinopteri; Gadiformes; Gadidae. Gene Ontology annotation, molecular function: G protein-coupled receptor binding. The transcript is spliced from 2 exons. The record is from RefSeq and is a predicted model, not a curated record. Gene Ontology annotation, biological process: feeding behavior; G protein-coupled receptor signaling pathway. The coding region runs from base 150 to 530 and encodes 126 amino acids.